Messenger RNA from Paramuricea clavata, 582 nucleotides. NCBI's taxonomy places the organism in Eukaryota, Metazoa, Cnidaria, Anthozoa, Malacalcyonacea, Plexauridae. The record is from the annotation of a GenBank genome assembly.
AUGAGUAUAUUCGUUGUUGCACACAAGCAUGCAAAGAGUAUUCGCAAGCAAGAGCGUCGAAUUGACGGCGAUACGACAAGCAUCAGAAUGUCAGAGGCUAAAACUGCCUGGCGUCUCAGUGUUUUCAUUAUCGUGUUUAUAAUAUGUUGGACUCCAUUUUUUGUCAAAAUAUGGGGGCGUCUGUUUUUAAAAAACGGUCCGCCUGUUCAUUUCUAUGUGGUGGCAAACACAUUGCCGAACAUUAAUGCGGUAAUAAAUCCAUUUUUGUACGCUCUUUUCAAUCCAACGUUCAGAAGAAGAAUGGUUAUGUUUUACAAGAAGAAGAAAGGAACCCGCCAGAAAAUGGAAUCCAUUCGAAGAAACGAAAUUUCGACUGCUCUGACAAAUCUUAAUAACAGUCCAUCCAUGAGCAGAGCUGUAUCAACGCAGUUUUCUCCACAAACAGAGCGACGUGAACUGCAUUCUGUAGACUUGGGGAAAGAACACCUAGACGCGUUUAAAAAGCUGCUCACUCCACCACAUACUGAGCACGGACACACUAGUAAUGAAGAGAUGUAUAGUCCAAACGAAACAAGCUUGUAA